CUCUUCUCCAUCAUGUGACAUUGUCCAGUCCCCCUCAUUGCUGUCCCUCUUUGCAAAGCCGUCCAAUGCCUCUCACAGAGUCUUCGUCAGAUGGAGCCUCCACUACACUGCCAAGAGCCUCAAGAAACAAUCAUUCCAUCAAUCAGUGAUGAGCGUCGUGAGCGUAUCAUACGCAUGCACCUGAACAACAGGUUCACAUUCAAGCGCAUUGCUGAAGAUGAAGGCCUGCCAAUCUCUACAAUCUCGUCCAUUGUUGGACGCUUUCAAAAGACCUCUCGCAUCCUCAAAAUGAGACGUGGCGGAUCCACAGCUCGCACCAAGCUCAACAGUAGCCAUAUUACCCACGUACAGCAAUAUUGGACGCGCUGGCCGCUUGCUACCCUCAAAGACGCUCGAAACAACCUCCUUUCUCACUAUCCUGACAUUGGAACGCUGCAUAUCUCAACUUUCCAACAAGCAAUAGCAUCCAGAGGCACUUUCACACUCAAACGAGUGCACAGAGAUCUCCCUGCCCGCAAUUCAACUGCAAGUAAGCAAAAAAGACAGCUGUGGUGCGCAGAAUGGCUCUCUUGACUCACAAUUGACAAAGCAAUCUACAUUGAUGAAAGCGGCUUCAAUCUGGCAACUGCACGACAAUAUGGCUGGAGUGAGCAAGGACUUUGAGCCAUUGCAACAAGACCAAGUCAGGGUGCAAAUGUGACGCU
Messenger RNA from Microstroma glucosiphilum, 704 nucleotides. RefSeq lists its product as hypothetical. NCBI's taxonomy places the organism in Eukaryota, Fungi, Basidiomycota, Exobasidiomycetes, Microstromatales, Microstromataceae. The record is from RefSeq and is a predicted model, not a curated record. The transcript has a single exon. The coding region runs from base 91 to 573 and encodes 160 amino acids.